Molecule: messenger RNA, 1744 nt
Organism: Ooceraea biroi (clonal raider ant)
Lineage: Eukaryota; Metazoa; Arthropoda; Insecta; Hymenoptera; Formicidae
Source: RefSeq, a predicted model, not a curated record
GGCGACGAUUUUUUAUUCACGAGCGUUGAUCGACGUGAAUGCCUGCCAGGAGAAUGUCCAGUGAGUUCGUUACUUGUUAAAACGGUUUUGAAGUGGAUAGCAUUUGGUGCCGCCAUUAUUCAGUGUCAGGGUGUAUGAUUCGUGAGAUUACGGAUUUACGGAGAAGAAAUCAGACUUCUGCAGAAAACAGUUGAGAACUUGAAAAUUUAAAAUCAACGUUAUUCUCCGUCAAAUGUGGAUUCUUUUCGUUUAAGUGGAAUUAAUCAAUAUUAGCCUCCAUUUGCAACAAUCUAUUAUUACAAUAAUGUCUUAUCACGCACGAGAACAUCUUAAACAACGACUCCAUCCUAUCGUAGCAGUCUUCUUGCUUCAUCUCACUUUGGUCUCAUCCCACGAAGCUCUAUCUUCAAAUCAUCACAGUACCCCAGACGCCUCAACCUUGAAGAUAGAAGCCAAGGAAUCUGAGGCGUCCAUAACACUGGGAAAGGAUCUUGUUCUUGGUCCACCGGUAUUCACUAAAGCGUCAAUAAUCGCUAAUUUCAGCAAUUCGCACGAUAUCACGUCGACGAAGAUAGAUUCCUUUGUGACUCCCACGAUUAUCAGCCAAGUAUCCUCGGGCGAACGUGGCGGAAGUGUUUCUCGGAAACCCGCCUCAAGAGACGCUGGUUCUCGAGGAUCUCAUAGCCAUUAUUGGGCCAACAAAGGGUCGAAGGCUGCUUGGAAGACGGACAGCUAUCUCGAGGCACUGAAACAUUCGCGUACUAGCGACGAUCCACGGGAGGGAAUGGUCAGAAUAGAUUCAAAGACGAGCGUGAAUAGGAGAGAGUAUGUACAGGGACCCAUCUAUAAAUCGGAAACGGAGUACGGCUCGACGUACGCGUCGAAGAAUCCGCGUGUUGUUUAUGGCGGUCCAGGAGCAUCCUCGCCUAGCGAUUCAUAUACCCAAUUCUUCAAGCCGUCAGCGGACUACAAUGAUCGUUACGGUGCACCACAGAAUCAUUACGGCCCGCCACAGAAUUCGUAUGGGCCGCAAGAUGAUUCUUCGUUUUAUCAGCAGUCGUCUUCGCAUGGACCGCCCGGAAACUCCUAUCUGCCGCCCCAACAAGGUGAGGCUAGAGGAUAUGGUCCUUCUAUACACACUUCCGUCCCAACCCCGAUCUAUGGUGCGCCCUACGCACUUCCGGACGUGUCUCAUAUCUCGAUCCUGCCAAGCUUUGAUCUAGGAUUGCCAUUCGCCCUCAAACUGAACGCGUUCACCAUCGCAAAGAUCAUACUAAAAUUAGUAAUCUUUAAGAUGAUAGUGAAAUUUAUCGCGGCGAUUUGCUUGUUGCUCUUCAUACCUAAGCUUGAGAUUAUCAAGAAGAAGGUUUCCAAUAAAGACAACGAUGAUGAAGAAGAACGGAGUCUAUCAUCGCCUUAUACCAGUUCGAGAACACUAAACGACCUUGAAUCUAUAGUGAGAAGCUCCAUUGAGAAAUACGAGGCGCAAGACGGUGCUCGUUCUAAUACGACGGAGAAAUGCACGACGCUCGUAUGUCGUGUAACCGAAGCAUUCACGUUCCACGAAUCUUGGACCGACUAUUUGAGUUUAUUCAAGAGCUACAUGGAGGAAGAGAGGCAGCUCACGAAGCAAGAAGAGAAGUAAGAAGCGUCUCGUUUACAUCGUUAUCGAAUUUUAUUGUCGCGUCCCUAUUGUGUAAUUAUUUAUUUAUUUAUCUUAUAUAAAUUUUUCCUUGUCCAUACA